GAAUUGCUGUUUCCUGUCUGGAGGUUUCGGUGAUUUGCAAAGCAGAAGUCACUCGAAAAGGAUUAGCUAGCUUGCUAGCAGCCGAAAUCCCUUUAGAUGUUGGAAUUCGCCGUAAAUGAGCCACUUUGAUCACCGCUGACCCGUCGAGCCCAUCCUGCUGAGCUGAAACACAGUACUGGUACCAUGGCAAUCCUGUUUGCUGUGGUGGCUCGUGGAACCACCAUCCUGGCCAAGCAUGCAUGGUGUGGAGGCAACUUCCUGGAAGUUACGGAGCAGAUUUUAGCCAAAAUCCCCUCAGAAAACAACAAAUUAACCUACAGCCACGGCAGCUAUCUUUUUCACUAUAUCUGCCAUGACCGAAUCAUAUACCUGUGUAUUACUGAUGAUGAUUUUGAGAGAUCACGUGCAUUCAGCUUCCUCAGUGAGGUGAAGAAGCGCUUCCAGACAACAUAUGGGUCUAGAGCACAAACAGCCCUGCCAUACGCCAUGAACAGUGAAUUCUCCUCAACGCUGGCGGCCCAGAUGAAACAUCACUCAGAUCCACGAGGAUCAGAUCGUAUCACUGAAACUCAGAUGCAAGUGGAUGACCUGAAGGGCAUUAUGGUCCGCAACAUAGACCUGGUAGCUCAAAGAGGAGAAAAGCUGGAGUUACUGAUUGACAAGACAGAAAAUCUGGUUGAUUCUUCAGUUACAUUUAAGACCACGAGUCGUAACUUGGCACGAGCCAUGUGUAUGAAGAACCUCAAACUGACAAUUGUCAUUGUGCUGGUUUGCCUGGUGGUCAUUUACAUCAUCGUCUCUGCUGCCUGUGGGGGCCUCAGCUGGCCAAAUUGUGUCAAAAAAUGAGAGGAGCAUGGAGAAAAUAGAGAGGGAGAUAAAGGAUAAAUGGACAAGGGGGAGAAGAGACUGAUUAACCUUACUUGCCAGCGGACUCAAAAAUAAAAACAACUUUCCUUGCUUACAUCUUUGUCUCUAAAAUCCAUGGAUGAUACACGCUGCUGCUCCUCCUGCCUAUUUCCGCACGCCCCCUCCCCUUGAUGAUGUGCACAUUAUCAACUUGCCUUCUGGACCGUGAGUCCCACCUCAUACCCACAGUAAUGGACAGCAUCCAUGUGGCCUAAAACUGAAGUGGAACAAUAAUCUUGUCUUAUUCUAGCCUGGUACAUUAAUCCUACUAGUGGCCUGAUGUAUCAGUUUGUCAAUCAGUCCUCCAUCUAUCUGUGUAAUUAAUCCAUUCAGACUGAUGCCACAAUGAUAAAGAUAGCAAAAUACUUUUUCUGUCUUGCUUCUCUUUGAUGUAAAAAGAGACUCAUGAUUUGCAAAAGUAGGUAGCAUCCACUGUGUGUUGCAGAUUCACCACAUGACAGAGUCUGGCCCUACAUUAAAAUCACUGACUCUACUAAUGCAGUAUGUCUCAAGUGGCACAUGACUCUGAGGAAUUUUUUUUUUUUUUUUGCAUUUUCAUCACCAAGCACAGAUGUAUCUUAUACAGUAGAUGUUGUAAAAUACCAGAUAUGCUCUUACAAAUAAAUACUGUAAAUUUGAUUGCUAUUGUCGAUUCAGAUGACACAGUUCUUUUAAAUCAACGGAAACUAUUUUCCUCUUGAUUGGAUGCUUCCCGUAUCCUUUUAUCUCAUAGGAUGUCUAGUGUGUCUGUUUUGUUCUGUUAACACAAUGCACUUUUUACAUUGUAAAUAUAUUUGCUUCCUGGCCUCAUGGUUUAUAUAUCAUGUAAUUAUUUAAUUAUUGUACAUUCAGAUUUGAAUUAAUAAAAGCUCAUAGUACAGA
Molecule: messenger RNA, 1788 nt
Organism: Sphaeramia orbicularis (orbiculate cardinalfish)
Lineage: Eukaryota; Metazoa; Chordata; Actinopteri; Kurtiformes; Apogonidae
Gene: vamp7
Product: synaptobrevin-like 1
Exons: 8
Coding region: 184-846 (220 amino acids)
Biological process (GO): exocytosis; endosome to lysosome transport; vesicle fusion
Cellular component (GO): SNARE complex; membrane
Molecular function (GO): SNARE binding; SNAP receptor activity
Source: RefSeq, a predicted model, not a curated record